Crotalus tigris (Tiger rattlesnake) is the source of this 2851-nucleotide messenger RNA. RefSeq lists its product as uncharacterized. Lineage: Eukaryota; Metazoa; Chordata; Lepidosauria; Squamata; Viperidae. Gene Ontology annotation, molecular function: zinc ion binding. The record is from RefSeq and is a predicted model, not a curated record. The transcript has 5 exons. Bases 343 to 783 code for a protein of 146 amino acids.
ACCAGUCCCAGCCCCAAGCGCAUUGCUAUUGGUCUAGGCAACGUAAACUACUUACAUACGCAUAAACACCUUUCAAGUGUAUUAUUAAAGUUGAAAGCAGCAGCUAGUUGACAGUGUGCUUUCUAAAGUUUGGAGACAGGAUCUGAAGAGAAAAAGAGAUGACGUUGCACUGUGGCUUCGUAGUGUUGAUACUGUGCAAUGCAAAGGGUUUCCUGUUGAAAUUAUACUAGGCUUGCUCUGCUAAGAGCUGAAAGGACGUCCGAUGAUUUUCCAAGGCCAUACAUGCUGAGACAAGACUCUGAGCAUAAUAAAGACAUUUACCAGCAGUGAAAGAACUUGGCAAUGGACAGUGAAUAUGAAUCUUUAAAAAUGUACUCUGACUCAACCCCUUUAAUCAACAUAGAGUCAAAAGAAUGUUUUAUCUGCCGGGAAGGAGAGGAGAUGGGUCGUGACGGUCUGCUGCACUUCUGUGACUGCAAAAAUCUCUUUGCUCACCAGAAAUGUCUUUUAACUUGGAUACAAAAGAGUCUUCAUAAUGAAAAUGUUCCAACUUGCAAAGUAUGUACAGCUGAGUACCAACUUGAGAAAAAGUCACCCUGGAGAUUUCUGGCGACACAGUGGCAUCAAUGGGUCGUCCUCUGCACAGCUCUGGUUCUCAUGAUCAGCACUCCAUUCCUGGUCUACCAGAUGAUCGUUGCAUUUAAGGAUCCUCCACCAGGUCUACUUUUCAACGUAGCAGCCAUCUGUGUUGGAGCACUCACGGAGAUACUUCUGACCAAGUGAGUGGAAAUAGGAUGCCUGAUAAACUACUGCACUAGUAACCUUGAGAAAGCUCGGAUGUCUUCAUUUUCCAUCAGAGCAAGAACGGCAUAGCAUUGACAUCGGAGCAUCUGUGGUUUUGUGUCCAGCCAGUUGGAGUCCAUGAACAGCUGUGAUGAACAGAACCAGGAUGGAGAAACAGGAGGCGGCAAUGUCCAACGCUGAAGCCCUCUUUCUGAAUGAGACCAGGACAGAGGAACCCUGCCGUAGCAAGAGAAACUAAACAGAUUGAUUCUCAGUGACUCAUUUAGCUUCAGGAUUGGACAGAUCUUUCCCCUGCUGGCAAUUUGGCGAAGCAUCAGUGGAUCAGAUACCAAGAUGAAUAGCUUAAAAUAAUUAAGGGGAGGGAGGAGGAUUGAAUCUAAAAAAAAAACUGCUAGCCAUCCAAUUCUCUUCUAUGCAAUGAAAGACUCUAAGCAAAUUACAUUUAGGUUAUUAAAUAUUAAGUCAUUGGAUUUACCUCCAUUUGGCCCAAAGUAGAAAACUGGAAAAUAUUCAGAGUCGAUAUUAUUGUGUUGAUGGGCUGUUUAUCACUGAGUGACUGACUGAAUUUUGGCAGGUCAGUGAGAUCUUUGACACAUGAAUGGAAAAGAGGCAAUUGAAAUCUCCCCUUCAAAAAAGAGAGAGAGAAGAGAGUAAUUAAUUCAGCAAACAUAUUUGGCGUGAAUAUGGAUGUGUAUCAACCCAAAAAUUGCUUGCAGCCAAGAAGGUUUUUGCUCAGCAAGUGGGACUUUUAACCUUGCAUUGACAUUUGAGUUCUGCUUUGCUUCCAUUGAAGAAAGUAGAAAUGCUGAUACACUUUCUAGGAAAAACAGGAUCUCAUCCUGCAAGCAAAAUAGACAGUGCUUUGUAUUUAAAACGUGAAAUCAGAAGCAACAGGCUCAUUUAGUAUCAGUAAAGGUCAGUUAAAAUUAUAGAGACAUCCUUUGGAGCAAAUCCUCUGUCUUGUAUUUGCAUAUUUAUGAACUAGAGAUUAUGACAGCCCAUUCCAUUUAUUAGAGCAGUGAUGCUAUAGUUAAUAGUCUGUCAGCAUUUCCAUUAUAAACUCCUUUUUUCAGGGUUUUAAUAUCCCGGCCGCUUGAAAUCUCGUCAAGCAAGCGAGUUACUUUUGUCGAGCCAGGUGCAAAAAAAAAAAAUUCUGUUUGUUUUUCUUUAAUUUAAAGUCAAAAUAGAUUAAAGGAAUUUGGUCUUUUCUGACUUGGAAGAUUAAGUAGGUAGAGCAAAAUGAAGGGUGGUAUUGCACUUUCCUACUAUCUCCUUUGCUUGGGGUGUCUGUACUAAAACAGUGACCCUAUUUAAAAUCUUUUUUUUUCUCCUCAAAAUGUUGCCCUUCAGAUAACAAUUCCAUUCCUAGGUCAUGCUGGCUUGGGAAAUCUAAUAUAAAGAGGGCAGGCAUCAGGUUAGGAAGCAGGAUCUACAACUACAGCACAAACUUUAGUAGUUUGAUUAGAAAGAGAAAACUGUUCUGUCCCUCUAAGUUAUUUGGUUCCUGCAGAUUAGUUCAACUGGAAUAUAUAUUUCAAAGCCUCUGAUUUGAAUUACACACACACACACACACACACACACACACACACACACACACACAUAUAUAUAUAUAUAUAUAUAUAUACAUACAUACAUACAUACAUACAUACAUAUAUGUAUGUAUGUGGUUAGGGCAUUAGGCUAGAAACUGUGAGUUCUAAUUCUGCCUUAGGCACAAAUCCAGCUGCAUGAUCUUGAGCAGGUCACUUUUUUUCAGCCAUAUAUAGGAGGCAAUGGCAAAGCACUUCUGAAAAUCGUGCCAAGAAAACUUCAGGGAUUUAUCCAGGUAUUCUCAGAGAAUUGGACACAAUUGAUCAGAAGAAGGGUGGGGGGAAAUCAUAGCUCCAGAAUUAUUUUGGCCAAAUUUACCUUUUCUCUUUAAAAGAAAAGAAUUUUAGCUUUUGUAAUGAAAGGGCUAUAUAAGGGACUCAAAUUAGUGACUCUGCCAUGUGGACAGUCUUUUGAAAACAAGCUCUUAAUAAAAUGUAUUCACAUAUUUACCCUUUGA